AGAAGACAUACGUAUUUUGGCUUUAUGACAUUUUGGUUAAAUUCGCAUUUUGAAAUUUGAACAUAAAUAAAAUCAUUCGGCUUAAGCAAAAAUUAUUGUCCAAAAGACUAGUCAAAAUUUUAAUUAAUCGGAAGGUAUCGUUGGAUGAUAUAGAAUGCUACCAUCACAUCCUAAUUCGCCAUACUCAAAAACUGUAAAUGGAAUCAGACCCGGAAAUAAAUAUCGACAAGUCAACGAGCAAAAAACCCAUAUGAGAGCAAUAGACGUCAAAAACAUUCAUCAGGCUCAUAAAAUAAGUAGCGAAUAUCCAACUACAGAGACAAAUCCAUACCAUCACCAUCACGAUCAUCACAGCCACCAACGUCAUCAGCAAUAUCAUCAUCCAAUGAUAGGAGAACAACCAAUAAUCCGUUCAAUAGAUACAAACAAAAUUCUUGUACAAACAACCCCUAAUAUCCGUACAACUUCAAAACCAAGACAGUGCACAAAUUGCUGCGGAGGUCUGCCAGGAUGUGGACCAGGAUCAGGUCUGACAGUAACAAACUCUAGGCAAUCUGUCCAAGGGCAAUGCUGCUGUCAAAAUAAAACAACCGUUCCACAAGUGUUCAUUAAACAUUCUGGAACCAUGAACAUCUCCCACGAAAUUCCAUUCUGUCCUGAUGAUAAGCGUCUUAGGGGUGGCGGAAGUACAAAUAAAUUUUCAUACCCAAGGAACUUUUUACCUUCGUCCACCGGAAGUACCAAUGAAGAGACAAGUUGGAAUGAAGAUUUUGAAAAAAUUUUCAAAAUUGAUAACACCAAUAUACGUUCCCGCGGAGGAUGUGGCGGAUGCAAUUUUCCGCAAAGCAUUAAAUCCUAUUCCGCAUACAAUUCCGCUUCGCGUGAUCAAUGCCAAUCAUCACCAUGGCCCUCGGCAUUCAAAUAUCCAAGAAGACGUCCUUGUCCGCCAUUACUACCGGUCUGUUUCACCCAACGUAAAACUUGCGCUCCUGAAAAUUUUCAGGUGAGUACGAAAGCAUGUUGUCCUUGCGGAGGAUGCGGAGGAGCCGCGUGUAGCGAUAAUCCUGGAGGCGGACAAAUCGAUGGUGGAUGUUGUGGCGGAGGCCACGUCAAACCACUUCCUUGCAAGUGCAAGUGUCAAUCCUGUAAGGAUUUUCAUCCUUGUGGAGGAUGCGGUGGACAAUCGUGCGGGAAGAUUUAUAGCUGCGCAGGAUCCAGUGGAGGCACCUGCUGCUUUCCAAGGAACUAUAAAAGAAGAUCCGGCCCGGAAUGUUGCGGCGGAGGUAAUUCCGGAUGCGGUGGUUGUUGCUGAAAAAUUGAAAAAUACCUUAAGAAAUAUUAAAAAAUGUAUAAAAAACAAAAAGGUCUCAUUGACAUAAUAAAGAAUU
This is a messenger RNA of Cephus cinctus (wheat stem sawfly), 1388 nucleotides long. RefSeq lists its product as uncharacterized. The record is from RefSeq and is a predicted model, not a curated record. Bases 155 to 1312 code for a protein of 385 amino acids. The transcript has 7 exons. NCBI's taxonomy places the organism in Eukaryota, Metazoa, Arthropoda, Insecta, Hymenoptera, Cephidae.